Molecule: messenger RNA, 1444 nt
Organism: Gamsiella multidivaricata
Lineage: Eukaryota; Fungi; Mortierellomycota; Mortierellomycetes; Mortierellales; Mortierellaceae
Exons: 5
Coding region: 117-1382 (421 amino acids)
Biological process (GO): molybdate ion transport
Cellular component (GO): membrane
Molecular function (GO): molybdate ion transmembrane transporter activity
Source: RefSeq, a predicted model, not a curated record
CUCGCUCUCUCAUUCCUCCUUCUCAUCCAUCCACUCUGGUCGCGACCUCCUCCUCUUCCUCAUUCUUUCUCCUCACUCCACCAUCAAGUUGCGUCUCCCAUUAGGACUUCGCCAAGAUGAUUACGACAGCGAACGAAUCGUUCUCAAAGUUCAGGAAUAACUACCUGGCAGUGUACCUGACAGUGAUGAUGAGCGACUGGUUGCAGGGCCCUUACCUCUACGUGCUGUAUCAGAGCCAUGGCUUCGAGAUGUACGACAUUGCUGUCCUCUUCAUCGUGGGCUUUGUGAGCAGUGCUGUCUUUGGAACGGUCAUUGCUAACACGGCCGAUGUCUGGGGUCGCAAGCGCAUGGCUCUGUUGUUCUGCUGCACAUCCUCAACCGCCAGCUUGAUUCGCCUCUCCCAGAACUACCAGUACCUGAUCCUCAGUCAUCUGCUGAGCGGAUUGAGCACAGCGUUGCUUUACUGCGUCUUUGAGGCCUGGUACAUUUCCCAGCAUCAGCGCAAGGGCUUCGCCCCAGCUCUGAUUGGCGCAACUUUCAGCACCGCCAUCUUCCUAAACGGAUUGGUCGCCAUUCUUGCUGGAAUUGUUGCCAACAUCGCGGUCGAGUGGUCCGGCUCCCUUGCUGCCCCCUUUGUGGUCAGUGCAGGCACUUUGCUUUUAGCUGCGCUCUUGAUUUCGAGCUCGUGGGAGGAGAACUUUGGAGAGAGCAAAACCAACACCACUGGGUCUGUGUUCAAGAGCAUGCUUGAAGGUCUUGUUGUCCUCAAGAGCGAUAUCAACAUCUUGUCAUUAGGACUCGCGCAGACAGUGUUUGAGUGCUGCAUGUACACUUUUGUGCUUCUGUACACACCUGCAUUGGAGAGCUCGAUCAAGAACUCGACCGGCUCGGUCGCACCCUUCCCUCUGGGCUAUCUCUUCUCGGUCAUGAUGUUCUGCAGCAUGCUCGGAUCUCUAGCCUUCAAGUACCUGUCCAACAAGAAUGUCCUCACCGAGAACCUUCUGUCGCUUGCUCUCUUAGUCGCCGGCGCGUCCUUCUGCUUCAUCGUGGUCAACACCAACAAUAGUGCCUAUACCAUCUUUUCAUUCCUGCUGUUCGAGUUCACAACGGGCAUGUACUUCCCCUCGAUCGGUACCUUGAAGGCCCAGGCGAUCCCAGAGCAGAACCGGACGGGCGUGAUGGCGUUCUUGCGCGUGCCGAUGAACUUUGCGGUGUGCGCGAUCCUCUUGCACGUCGAUAGUCUGCCCGUGAGCCAGAUCUUCCAGAUCUGUGCGCUGUUGAGCUUUGUUGGCGGGCUGGCGAUCCUUUGUCGCGCGUUGGAUCCUAACCGCCAGGGAGCUUAUAUGGCGGCAAAGACUACGGAGGAGAGCCACGAACUGUAGACAAACAUCGACGUUUUGUUCUUUUUUGUAGAUUAGCUAUUAUUCAACUUGCAGUACGUAAA